CAUUUAAACUACAGCAUCUGGAGCUGUAGGUGUUUGUUCCUUUUACUAAAUGCUUUUAGCCGCUUUGGAUAACUGUCGAUGUUUUCAGCUUUCGUAUUAACGAACCAAAGCGUCUGUUGGAAAGCAGAGAUGCUGCUUUCAGGAAGUGUCCUUGUGUCAGCUGAGUGGAGCUGUCGGCUGGCUGCUGUCUGGGUGGCGUGAGGUUGACUACUGACAAAAACAAAAAAACAAAAACAAAUUUGGGGAUGUCAGGCAGCGGGUUGGUGUGGAUUUGUUCACAGUAAUGCUUGAGUGUCACUCCGACCAUCUGUUGUGGAGGAUCACCAGUGAAAAUGCCACUGAUGCCAGUUGUCCCAGAGAGCCACAGUCAUGUACUGGCAGAGUUCGACUGCCUCGAUCCACUUCUGUCCGCGCUACGCUUGGACUCUAGCAGACUCAAGUGUACCUGUUUGGCAGCAUCAAAGAAGUGGCUUGCAUUAGGAACAUCAGCAGGAGGGUUGCACCUGAUUCAGCGAGAGGGCUGGAAACAAAGGCUGAUACUAACUCACAAGGAGGGAUCUAUUAUUGAAGUGGCGUGUUGCCCUCAUGAUGAAGACUUCAUUGCUGUCGCAACAAGUCAGGGUCUGGUGGUGGUGUGGGAGUUGCAGCUGGAGCGGCGAGGACGUCCAGAGCGAGUUGGUGUGUCCUGGGAGCACAGAGGUCAGGCCAUCACUGCACUCUGCUGGGACACCAGCACGCUCAGAGUUUUUGUUGGGGACUCAGUAGGCAAGGUGUCCUUUCUCCGUGCAGGAUCCUCCAAGCUGGGGAAGGGGUCAGCAUUUGUUAUGUUUCCUGUUCAGACGGUCACCACUGUAGAUUCCAGGGUGGUUCAGCUUGGGUACCAAGACGGCCACCUGCUGGUGUCUUCUCUCAGCCGCUGCUACCUCUGUGACACAGAGAAGGAGAAGUUUUGGCGUGUUGGAAAUAAGGAGCGUGAUGGAGCGUAUGGAGCUUGUUUUUUCCCUCAAAACAAGGACAGAUUAUUAGCAGGUCAGCCCCCGCUGCUGUUCUGUGCCCGGCCGGGGUCUCGGAUAUGGGAGGCCAGUUUUAAUGGCGAGGUUCUGAGCACGCAUCAGUUGAAACUGCUACUGGCCUGUCCUCCUCUUCCACUCAUCACUUACAGGAAUGAGCCAAAUUACAGUCUAGCACAGAGGAGUCCCCAGUCACUUGCCUUUCCUAAACUGCUUUAUCUGGGAGACCACAACUUGCUGACAUGGACUGAUUCAGCCAUUUAUAUCUUCACACCUCAGAAUGGACAAGUGCUCCUGUGGACUGAAGUCAAAGAUGUGGUUGACAUCGCAGUCUACCGCAGUGAGCUCUUCUGUCUUCACAGCAGCGGACAUCUGUCCCACCUGGCCCUGUUACCUGCCGAGCGCUGUGUUGAGCGUUUGCUGCGCAGGGAGUCCUGGCCGCUGGCUGCUGCAGUCUGCUGUAUGUUUCAGCACACUGUCACCACCAGCAAGGCCAGGAAAUAUAUUCCCAUCGACCGCCUUGAACAUCUCAGGUCCCAGCUCAGUUCCACCACACACCUGGACCUGAUUGGCCAGCUGGAGGAAGUCAUUAGUAAACUCGAGCCUCCGGACUCAGCCUCCAGCAGCCGCAGAAGCAGUAUCUCCUCACAUGAGAGCUUCAACAUCCUGGACUGUGGAAUCUACCGAGUGAUCAGCCGCAGAGGAAGCCAGUCAGACGAGGAGACGAGCUCCAUCAUCACUCAGUCCGCGUCGGAGGAGGAGCGACUCAAGGAGUUCAGUUUUGUGCAGGAGGAAGAUCAGGUGGAUCACGAUCCACAGAGCGGUGAGCGUUUGGAGGCUGAGCGAUCUGAGCAAGGCCUGCAGUUCCACCUCCCACUCUCAUUCCGCCCCAAACCCCCUCGCAUCGCUCUGCAGGCCGUCAAAGACAGUGUUUCUAGUUUUGUUAAGAAGACAACAGAGAAGCUCAACACCCUCCAGAUGAACUCUGAGAUUUGGCAGCGACCAGAAUUCAGAGAGUGCGGACAGGCUGAAAUGUCAUCCACCGCAGCUCCAUACUCAGAAGAAAUGGAAACUGAAGUUUAUGUUGAAAUGCCUAACACCACCAAGGCUGACAUGCAGGAACUUCGAUCAGCAACAGAGCGAGCUAUCUCCCAGAGCCAAGAUCCACUGAUACUACUGGAUCCAGUCAGCUUGGGAGAAACCCUGCUGGAGUGGCUGUCGGUGCUGGAGCGAAUCCUCGGCCCUGCAGAGCUCAGCUCAGCUGCUGUGACUGAUUCAAACUUGGCUGGAUCAGGAGAGGAGAGAGGGGAGAGCGAUUAUCUAAAUUCCUGCUCAGAUCAACAAGAGGAAUCUUCCUGCUCAUCAAGAGAACCAGCAGAGGGUGAUACAGAGGACAAGAAGGGAGAGUCUCCUGAGUUCAGAGAAGAAGAGGACCAGCAUUAUUCCAUUAAGACUGAGCCUAAACUCUCAAAUGAAAGCCCACCAGAGCCUGUGCGAGUGUUGUCCCCCAAACCUGUACCAUCAGAUCUCCUGGCUAAUCUCACCCAGUUGGCCACACUAUACGCAGAGCUGAGCUGCUUUCAAAACCCAGUGGAUGAAAAAGCAUUGCGCUGCACAACCUUCCUGCACCGCUACUUCUUUUUGCUGGACCAAGAACGCAUGAGAAGAACGUGUCUGCUGUGUUACCAGGAGCAGCCGCAGGUGCAGAGCUCCUUCACUGAGGCCAUGCUAGAGCUCACUCAGUCCAGUAAGAUGGUGGAGGUUAUUCAGAGAGGUGAUUUGCUGAGAUCACUGCGCAGUCUGAGAGAGCUGCAGCCCUGGAGUGCACCUCUUCUCCUCGCUCACCUGCACAGGCUGUAUGAGAAGCAUGGGGAAGCAGCAGUACGCUCAUUUUCCCAGUUCUAUCCUACCAUAACUCCUGCUGAUGUGAUGACCAUGGCUCAGCAAAGCCACUUCCUGGCAUAUCUGGAUAAUCUGGUCCAGUCGCAAACUGAGGAGCACAGGUUGGCGUUUUUGCAGUCCCUUCUUGAACCUGAAUCUCUGCGACAGGAUUGGUUGGAACUGGCACUUACCCAUGAUGCUCCUCAACACUCUGACACCAUAGACCCUGAUGGACAGCCUAGGUGGCAUUCACAUUGUUUCAGCUGGGGUUAUGGACGCCUUCUGUCUCUGCUGAUUCGUCUUCCUGCAGACUUGGUGUCCAAGCAGAAGAUGGCAGAGACCUGCCACAAUCACGGGUACUGGAUGGGCUACCUGUACCUCUGCUGUGAGCUGCAGCGUCGAACAGAAGCGUUCUCCACCAUUUGUCAGCUGGAUGACAUCAGCCUUUUGGAGGAACCAGAUGGUGUAGAGCCACAGACCCUGGAUGAGUGGAAGCUCUUGAUUCAGAUGUCUCAGCGGUACAGCAGCGGGGUAGACUCAGAGCAAGUCGGGGGUGUGAAUGGUGGCAGCCGGUCCAGUGGCUCAGCAGACUGUGGAGGGAAGAUCAACCCGGAGAGCCUGACCCUGAGGGUGGCCCGGAUGGCCGGGCCUGACCAAGCUCUGGCUAUGCUAGAGGAGUGUCGGGUGCAGCUGGACCUUUCCCCUCAUUCCAAACUGGUCUGUGAGCUUCUGAGAGUCACUGAGAAGAGGCAGAGGGCAAUCAUUCAGACGAUGCUGGAGCGCUGCGAUCGGUUCCUGUGGUCUCAGCACGCCUGACUCCAGACCAGCAGCAGACAGCAGCUUCUAUAAGCCAAACACAUUCUCUAACACUGUAUGUAUGUAAGUCUCCUCUCCAGUUGCUGGGACUGAAUUUAUGCACUGGUAUAUCUGUCAGACCUUCCCAGUUUUUUUGUCCAGUAUCAUCUCUUCGUUACUUUUACUUGCCAGUUUUAACAACAUUCAGGGGUAAGUACAUGGUGUUAUCACAUUACUUUUUUAAUGAGUCAGGUCAAGCAUGCACAGAUAAUCAAACACUUCAUGUAAUGUAUGACAACAUUUGAACGCUCAGUAAUAACUGUGAAAUAUUCUAACCAGAUAAUAUGUGAAUAAAACUGUCAGCAUGAAAGGUC
Monopterus albus (swamp eel) is the source of this 4060-nucleotide messenger RNA. RefSeq names its product HPS5 biogenesis of lysosomal organelles complex 2 subunit 2 (gene hps5). The transcript has 23 exons. Gene Ontology annotation, biological process: developmental pigmentation. Gene Ontology annotation, cellular component: cytoplasm. Gene Ontology annotation, molecular function: protein binding. NCBI's taxonomy places the organism in Eukaryota, Metazoa, Chordata, Actinopteri, Synbranchiformes, Synbranchidae. Bases 333 to 3707 code for a protein of 1124 amino acids. The record is from RefSeq and is a predicted model, not a curated record.